Molecule: messenger RNA, 1534 nt
Organism: Alligator sinensis (Chinese alligator)
Lineage: Eukaryota; Metazoa; Chordata; Crocodylia; Alligatoridae
Gene: ATP6AP1L
Product: ATPase H+ transporting accessory protein 1 like
Exons: 8
Coding region: 193-1158 (321 amino acids)
Cellular component (GO): proton-transporting V-type ATPase complex
Source: RefSeq, a predicted model, not a curated record
GUCUGCUACGGGUCCGGUCGGGGGUGUGGAGAAGCCCCAUGAACGCGGCUCUUUCUGCCCGACAACCGAAAUCCCAACGCCACAAUGAUCCCCGAGAAAGGCUCCCGCGGCUGCCGUGGUCGCACAUGGGAAGGAUCUUCUGCAGGGCAGCGUUGAUAGUACUUCUCCAACGACUUCUGUGUCACCUUGUCCAUGUUUCAGUUCCAUACAGUAAGUGCACGUGCAUUUUCUGAUGAAGAGCUUCCCCAAAGAACUGAGCAACAGUUUGAUGGUGGUGUGAAGCCAAAACUUAACAUAAAUCAAAUAGCAAUUACUCAGAUUGUCAACUACAACUUGAGCAGAAGAGGACAAUCAGAAAGAGAAUCUUGGGGGACUUUCACUCACAGCCACCACAGCCCCAUAAAUGUCACAAUUAAUGGAAUUCCCUGCAUUCUUUUCUGGGCCAAAAGGAUAAUGAUUAAAUUUAAAAACCACACUCAGCUGGACCUGACUGAGAAGACUUUUGGCGUUCAUGCGACAGUGGAUGUUGGGGAUUCUAACUGCAGUGAAGACAGUGCAAUGCUUUCACUCAAGUUUGGUGACAUUGACAAUCUGAAAGAUCUUGUUAUUAGAUUCUUAUUGACAAGCAGUUAUUACAAGCUGUCUGUUCAGAACUGGUUUAGUUUACAUAGAGUACAGCUUCUUUACAAUCAUUCUAUACAAGCAACGUUUAAUGCAACCCAAAUAUAUGCUCCAGCAAGUUAUUCCUAUCAUUGUGAACAUGUGAGUAGCUUGCAGAGAUAUGAUGCACUCCUGAUGCCCAGCUCUGCAAAUGAUGUAUCCAGGCUUUGGGAAGUCACUUUUAUCGAUUUCCAGAUUCAAGGCUUCAAUAUUGAAGAAGGACAUUUUGCUUAUGCCAAGGAUUGUGCAUCCUUUUUCUCACCAGCAAUUCUUAUGGGGUUGGUUAUGUCAUUAAUUCUGCUUCUGGUCCUGGCUUAUGCUCUCCAUAUGUUGAUCCACUUAAAGUCUCUUGACAGGCACUAUGAAUGCAAAGCCUCUCCUGCCUAUUUUGGACAAAUGAAAGACAGUGACAUGGCAGAUGAAAAAGAACCACUGAGAAACAAUGGAAAUGAAUCCUAUGAACUUAGAAACCAAGAGUUCUGUAAAAUCUAUAUUUAGCAGUGUUUGACUGCCUCCUUCACAUGGUCACUCUUUUUCUGUAUUUUUUUCUGUCCUGUUUAGCUUAUGCAUUAGCUAAACAUUUCCAUCAAAUGACUUAAUUCAAUCAUUAUAUAUACGUUAUGUAUCAGAUUACUUGUUUAGUUAUUCAUUGGUCUUUAUUUCUUGAUCAUCAGUCAAUACUUUGGAAAGCAGUAUGAUAGAAAAGAUUCCUACUGGGAGUAGGGGAAUUAGUGUGGUGAGGGUCUGCUUUGAUAUUACACAAACAAAGCCCGUAUCUUCCAAGAUAGUUUACAAACCCCUGAAAAAAGGAAUUUCAAAUAAAGGUUUAGAUGUUAUAUAUACGGUAAAAAGAUCUCAUAACUCCUCCCUUCCA